Molecule: messenger RNA, 2627 nt
Organism: Scomber japonicus (chub mackerel)
Lineage: Eukaryota; Metazoa; Chordata; Actinopteri; Scombriformes; Scombridae
Product: NLR family CARD domain-containing protein 3-like
Exons: 6
Coding region: 219-2627 (802 amino acids)
Source: RefSeq, a predicted model, not a curated record
GAUAGUAGAAGUACAGCAGCUGAUGGCAGCUUUCUCUGCCUCACACUGCUGUCUGGCUGCAUUCACACUGAUAUAUAACAGAGAAUAACAGCCAAUCACAGGAGGAGCAGCUGAUAUUUAGGAUGUGACAGGAGAAAUGAUGUAAAGGAUGAUCUGUGUUUCCUCUCCAGAUGAAGGUAGAAAGUGUGUGUGACUGAUGUGGAUGUGACUUCAGCAGCAUGGAUCAGAGUGAGGACAGAGAGGAGGGAGUCCCUCCCUCUAAAAGCUCUCUGUGUGGGGAACAUGACAGCCAGACCAAAGCUCAGAGAAGAACAAGGAGGCAGCACAGACCAGACUCUGCUGGACCUGGACCUGGACCUGGACCCAGCUGUGUCUCUGUGAAGAGUGAUCGGUCAAAGGGUGAACUCAUUUAUUUUAAAGAACAACGUCCGGCUGCAACAAGGAGGAAGCUGGACCAACCUGAACCCAGCUGUGUGUCUAUGAACAGUGAUUGGUCUAUGGAUCAUCCUUAUACCUUCAAAGAUGGACGCCACUCUGAUGAUCACAGUGUGGACCAGGAGAGCUCAGAGGUUCCCAGUGGUCAGUCUGCCCAGCAGCAUCAAACACAGCUGGACUCCAUAUUUAUGCUGCUGGAGGAGAACAUCGUCACUUUUGUGAAGAACGAGCUGAAGAAGAUGCGGAAGGUUCUGAGUUCAGAUUACCCAGAAUGCUUAGAGAGUCAGAGGGAGGAUCAGGAAGUGUUGGACGUUGAGGAGAAAGAGCAGAGGAGGAGAAGCAGAGACGCAUUUCUGAAGAUCACAGUGCACUUCCUGAGGAGAAUGAAGCAGGAGGAUCUGGCUGAGCGUCUGCAGAGCAGAACUCCUGCUGGCAGGUGUCGACGUAAACUCAAGUCUAACCUGCAGAAGAAGUUCCAGUGUCUGUUUGAGGGGAUCGCUAAAGCAGGAAACCCAACCCUUCUGAAUCAGACCUACACACCGCUCUACAUCACAGAGGGAGGGACUGCAGAGGUCAAUGAUGAACAUGAGGUCAGACAGAUUGAAACAGCAUCCAGGAAACCAGACAGACCAGAAACAAUCAGACAAGAAGACAUCUUUAAAGCCUCACCUGGAAGAGAUGAACCAAUCAGAACAGUGAUGACAAAGGGAGUGGCUGGCAUUGGGAAAACAGUCUUAACACAGAAGUUCACUCUGGACUGGGCUGAAGACAAAGCCAACCAGGACAUACACUUCACAUUUCCAUUCACUUUCAAAGCGCUGAAUGUGCUGAAAGAGAAAAAGUACAGCUUGGUGGAACUUGUUCAUCACUUCUUUACUGAAACCAAAGAAGCAGGAAUCUGCAGGUUUGAAGAGUUCCAGGUUGUGUUCAUCUUUGACGGUCUGGAUGAGUGUCGACUUCCUCUGGACUUCGACAACACUGAGAUCCUGACUGAUGUUACAGAGUCCACCUCAGUGGAUGUGCUGCUGACAAACCUCAUCAGGGGGAAACUGCUUCCCUCUGCUCGCCUCUGGAUAACCACACGACCUGCAGCAGCCAAUCAGAUCCCUCCUGAGUGUGUUGACAUGGUGACAGAGGUCAGAGGGUUCACUGACCCACAGAAGGAGGAGUACUUCAGGAAGAGAUUCAGAGAUGAGGAGCAGGCCAGAACCAUCAUCUCCCACAUCAAGACAUCACGAAGCCUCCACAUCAUGUGCCACAUCCCAGUCUUCUGCUGGAUCACUGCUACAGUUCUGGAGGAUGUGUUGAAAAGCAGAGAGGGAGGAGAGCUGCCCAAGUCUCUGACUGAGAUGUACAUCCACUUCCUGGUGAUUCAGUCCAAACUGAAGAACGUCAAGUAUGAUGGAGGAGCUGAGACAGAUCCACACUGGAGUCCAGAGAGCAGGGAGAUGAUUGAGUCUCUGGGAAAACUGGCUUUUGAGCAGCUGCAGAAAGGCAACCUGAUCUUCUAUGAAUCAGACCUGACAGAGUGUGGCAUCGAUAUCAGAGCAGCCUCAGUGUGCUCAGGAGUGUUCACAGAGGUCUUUAAAGAGGAGAGAGGGCUGUACCAGGACAAGGUGUUCUGCUUCGUCCAUCUGAGCAUUCAGGAGUUUCUGGCUGCUCUUCAUGUCCAUCUGAUAUUCAUCAAGUCUGGAGUCAAUCUGCUGGCAGAACAACAAACAACAUCCCAGUCACAUUUCUACCAGAGUGCUGUGGACGAGGCCUUAAAGAGUCCAAAUGGACACCUGGACUUGUUCCUCCGCUUCCUCCUGGGUCUUUCACUGCAGACCAAUCAGACUCUCCUACAAGGUCUGAUGACACAGACAGGAAGUAGCUCACAGACCAAUCAGGAAACAGUUGAGUACAUCAAGAAGAACCUCAGUGAGAAUGUGUCUGCAGAGAGAAGCAUCAAUCUGUUCCACUGUCUGAAUGAACUGAAUGAUAGUUCUCUAGUGGAGGAGAUCCAACAGUCCCUGAGUUCAGGACGUCUCUCCACAGAUAAACUGUCUCCUGCUCAGUGGUCAGCUCUGGUCUUCAUCUUACUGUCAUCAGAAAAAGAUCUGGAUGUGUUUGACCUGAAGAAAUACUCUGCUUCAGAGGAGGCUCUUCUGAGGCUGCUGCCAGUGGUCAAAACCUCCAAAAAAGCUCUGUAA